ACGUGCAUAAGUAUAAAUAACUAUUUUGUUUGCAAAAGUUAUGCGAAGCUUGUUUACUUUAUCAAAGUUUAAAAUUGAAUGAAAAAUCUUUAAAUACCAUAACAGUAUAUAUUUGGCAUGUUAAAUCUGAGUAUGUAUACAUAUAUACAUAUAUAGAUGUUUAUAUUCACAAAGUGUUACAAACAGUAUAUAUUAAUAAAUUUUUGUAAAACAAAUCAGACAUACAUUAUGUAUUCUCAUGUCUCUAUACGCAUACAAAAUAUUUUAAUUACAAAUCACCUAAUAGAUGCGUGAAAUUGUUCAACAAAAACAUAAAACACCAAAUUUAAAUGAAGUAUAUAUUAAUACCUAUUAAAGCUAUGCAAUUUUAUACAAAUUUUUAAUAUAUUAUGUUUAAAUUAAAAUGCUAAUUACAAUGCUGAUUACUCUGUAUUCUAAUAUUAACUAUAUACAGUUAAUAUCACAUUUAAAUUGGUGCAGCUCAAUAAUAAUUGUAGUGUAAUUCAAUAAAAGUGUAAGAAUUAUAAAAUUGUAAUAUUUGUGAAAUAUAUGAUCAGUGACUACAGAUAUAAAAGACUGGAAAGCCUUUGUUCUUAAGGGGUCAACUCUUUUUUAGAAAUCAGUCAAAAUUAGUACAAGACUUGAAAAUUACUAACAUAACCGUUCGACAAACGAAAUUUUAAAAAGACCGCCAUAAAUUAUUUUUAAAAUUCGCCUUCAGCGUCAUCUGUACAAAAAUGAGGCAAAUUAUUCGAUUUUUUUUUUAUUUCCUCUCUUGUUUGCCUAUGAACUGAUUUACAACAGUGACUAUAGUCACUGUUUACAAACUGUGUUUGUUUACUACUCAUCUUUAUUGCACGGUACUGAUAUAGCUGCACCCAAGCUGCACUGAUAGCUGUGAAUUCUGCAGUUCUUUGGUGAGCGGUUUGGCAAGAAAAAUAUCGACGUGCAAACAGAUUUGCCAGCCCAUGCGUCGGAGAUGAUUUAUAAGAAGCGGUCUGUGUGUUUCUAUCAAUGAGCACUGCGAGAGUAUGUGAUUUAAAUUUUCCGUUGCCGUUUCGCAUCGACAUUGAGAGGUGUCGACUAUUUUUAUUCGACGUACUGCCUCUUUGAGGCUGUAAUAGUCUGACCAGGUUUGACCAAGCACGACAUAUCCAGGCGAUAAUGUUCCUCGGCAGCGUCACCUUGUGGAACCAGGGUUUGGUACUAACUUGAAAAAUUAACUGAAAGUUUACUCCGAUUCAUCGUGAGAGUGACAUCAAUCGUGAGAAUCGUGAAAGUGACAUCAGGGAGGCAGUACAAUUUGAAAAUGGAUAGUGAUUCUGUGAGUGCAAGUUCUUCUCGACUAGUAGAAGCGACAGAUACUGUAGAAUCCCAAAUAGAUAUAUGGAGUGCAUGGAAAGAAUGCGAAAAAAUGUUAAAAGAAAAUAAUUACAUGGUGGAAUCGCUGCCUACAAAAAGUUCACCGAAGAUUUCGCAAAUUGCAAGUGAAAUGUACAAUCGUAUUGUCACAAUGUUUGAUAAAAUAGAAAUAGUUAAAGAUGAAGAACUUGUGUUCCCGGACAAUGAUGUAUCUGACGAUGGGGAAAUGCAAACGAGCAGUCCAGAGGAAGAGGAUGAGGAAGAGAGUGAGUGGGAAAAUCGUGUCGUAAGCAGUAAUCCACGAAAUUUUAUAUCUCUUCAAUAUAAGAAAAAGGUUGUUGCGAUGGCGAAAGCUCAUCCGAAGUGGUCACUCGAAACAAUACAAAAACGAGGAGGAGCACUAUUGAAGAAGAAAGCACACUUAAAAAUUUGGGAAGCAGAAAUCGCUGCAGGGGGAACCAUGUUUGAAAAGUAUGAAUCCAUUAAUGAGAAAACUUUCCAAAGAUUUCAAGAAGCACGGGAAAAUUUGGAGGAAAUAACCACUACCACGUUACAACAGUGGGCCUUGACGAAUGCUCGUGAAUUAAAUUGCGAAAAUUUUGUGGCCAGUACACGGUGGAUUCAAAGAUUCAAACGGAAAUAUGGCAUACGGCAAUGAAAAAUUACUCGAUUCAUGGGGAGGACAAACAGGGGACGUGUAUGAUACAGUAUUUCCCGAGGAAAGCAGCACUAACAAUAGAUGGAAGUUGGCUAUAAUACAUCCGAAAUGUACACCGUUAGUACAGCCCUAUGAUAUUUAUUUUUAUCGGCAAAUUAAAAUUUUCAUAAAAAAGA
This is a messenger RNA of Osmia bicornis bicornis, 2196 nucleotides long. RefSeq lists its product as uncharacterized. Bases 1310 to 2020 code for a protein of 236 amino acids. The record is from RefSeq and is a predicted model, not a curated record. NCBI's taxonomy places the organism in Eukaryota, Metazoa, Arthropoda, Insecta, Hymenoptera, Megachilidae. The transcript is spliced from 5 exons.